AUGACGGAGAGUGAGCUGAGGCUGUGGCCUCCUGGGAGCCAUGGGGCAAGGUCGAGUGUGGAGAAGCACCUAUUUCACUGGAAAUUUUUUGGAAAGGAGCUUAAUAGGAACGCCAAGAAAUGCAGUGAAGAAAAGGCAGAAAAGGCCAAGACGAAGAAGGCCAUUCAGAGCAACACAGAAGUUGCAGGAACGCCUGCUGAAAACGUGACCUGCCAGAAGAACCGAGCAAUUUAUUUCUUGGGAAUGAGUGUGAGGGUGGAUGCCGUGGCAGCGGGAGUUCAAACCACGGUGACCAGGGGCACGGUGACCAAGUCCACGGCGGGUGUAGUUAAAUCUACGGAGGCUGCACUGAGAAGCAGGAACCUUGAAAAGAUUUCUGCCCUGAUGGGCACAUUUGCACACCAAUUGGGAACACUGGACGUUCAAUCACAGCAAAUGGAAGGCACCGGCUGCAGCACUACAACCCUAACACCACCGCACAACCAAGCGGAUGGGCUGCUUCAACAAGCGGCAGGCGAGGCUGGCCCUGAUCUCAAUAUGGAACCACCACAGGGUCAGACAGCACCUGCCGGCACCCGUGCCGCCUCCGCGGGGCAGGAUGGACUGUGGCGGAGACUUGCUCACGUGUGGUCCAGAGGACCAGCACUUCUGUUCACUUCCCCUGCUUCUGGAAUAUUCCGUGUGCACACGGACAAGGUGCCCCCCAUUCACGCCAAGAACACUGCAUUAUGGAAUGCCUGA
Messenger RNA from Artibeus jamaicensis (Jamaican fruit-eating bat), 741 nucleotides. Its product is annotated as charged multivesicular body protein 1B2-like. Lineage: Eukaryota; Metazoa; Chordata; Mammalia; Chiroptera; Phyllostomidae. Gene Ontology annotation, cellular component: ESCRT III complex; multivesicular body. The record is from RefSeq and is a predicted model, not a curated record. Gene Ontology annotation, biological process: late endosome to vacuole transport; endosome transport via multivesicular body sorting pathway; protein transport.